AUGGAACCGUAUUUGGAUGCAAAUAUUAGCAUACUUCGACAGAAACUAGACAACUUCUGUGACCGUAAUGAGAUUUUCGAUCUGAAGAGAUUACUCCACUACUACGUCAUAGAUGUGUUGGGUGAGCUUGCAUUCGGCAGAUCUUUUGGGGUGCAGAUUGCGGAUGAUGAGUCCCUAGUCCCUCCAGUCGUUGAACACAGUCUUCUAGCAGCCGCUACAGGUUCCUGGCCAGCGAUGACAAGAAGACUGAAGAAGUGGCUGCCAAAACUCCCAAUCCCGGCGCUUCGACGCCUAUUCAAAGGUCGUGAGGCCUGCGCUGCUCUUGCGGCAUCCAACGUUCAACGCAGAAUGGAAGAGCUUAGGAGUAUGAUGGGGACAAAUGAAAAAUAUCUCGGGAGAAAGGACAUAAUCACCAGUUUGAUUCUCGCAAAACAUCCAGAAACUGGCGAAAGAUUGAGCCGAGCAGACCUUGAGACAGAAGCAUUUGGAUUCAUUAUUGCUGGCACCCAUACUACAAGUGCAACAACUUUGCUUUUGUUUUAUUAUCUUUUACACUCACCGAAUAUAAUGGCCAAAUGCGUUGAGGAGAUUGAUUUUCAAUUGCCUCUACUUGGGGACUCACAUCCGGCAUAUCUAAUGAGCGAGGUUGAAAAAUGCUUGCCAUAUCUGAGACAGUGCAUAAAAGAGAAUUUUUGUAUUACUCCAGUAUUUACCAUGCCGCUUGCUCGGCGUGUACUUGUACUAGAGGGCGUAACUAUUGGAGGAGAGCAUAUUAAGUAA
Molecule: messenger RNA, 780 nt
Organism: Verruconis gallopava
Lineage: Eukaryota; Fungi; Ascomycota; Dothideomycetes; Venturiales; Sympoventuriaceae
Exons: 2
Coding region: 1-780 (259 amino acids)
Molecular function (GO): iron ion binding; heme binding; oxidoreductase activity, acting on paired donors, with incorporation or reduction of molecular oxygen
Source: RefSeq, a predicted model, not a curated record